AUGCAGGGCGAGCUCAUUGCGAUUGUCGGCGCCAGUGGCAGCGGCAAGAGCACCCUGCUAAAUAUUCUUGCCGGACUGGAUCGUCCAUCGGCUGGAGGAGUAUGGGUUGGCCAGCGAGACCUGCUUAACAUUACUGAGCAGAGCCUGGUCCAAUACCGCCGCCAGGACGUAGGAUUUGUGUGGCAGACCACGGCCCGGAAUCUGCUGCCCUACCUGAAUGUGGCAGAAAACAUGGACCUUCCCAUGGCCUUGUCGGGGCGGCCCCGCAGACUCCGCAGGGAAUGGUCUGGCGAGUUAUUAGCCGCGUUGGGCAUAGGAGAUAAGGCGGGCCGCCUGCCUCAUCAACUGUCCGGAGGAGAGCAGCAACUCACCGCCAUCGGCGUCGCCUUGGCCAACCAGCCUCCGUUGCUGCUGGCUGACGAGCCCACCGGAGAACUGGAUACCGCCACCGCUAUCCGGGUAUUCGAGAUGCUCCGGACCUUGAACCGGAGUUUUGGCGUAACCGUGAUCAUAGUUUCCCACUACCCCGGGGUCGCGCAGUUCGUGGAUCGGGUGGUGCACAUCCGGGACGGGCGCAUAAGCUCCGAGACAAUUUCCACCGCCUCCUACCAGCGUGACGGCUCGAGAAACGAAGAGGAGUUCCUGGUGGUAGACGAUGCAGGGAGGCUGCAGUUACCCCAGGAAUUCGCUGAUCGAUUUACCCACCGCGGCUUGGCGCGAUUGGACCUUGAAGACGGGCAGGUCACGCUCAGGCCUUCCGGUGGCAGCCCUGGCACUGGCCAGAGGCCGCAAGAAUGA
Geodia barretti is the source of this 798-nucleotide messenger RNA. The record is from the annotation of a GenBank genome assembly. Lineage: Eukaryota; Metazoa; Porifera; Demospongiae; Tetractinellida; Geodiidae.